Molecule: messenger RNA, 2231 nt
Organism: Magallana angulata
Lineage: Eukaryota; Metazoa; Mollusca; Bivalvia; Ostreida; Ostreidae
Exons: 6
Coding region: 1-939 (312 amino acids)
Source: RefSeq, a predicted model, not a curated record
AUGCAUACACCCGUGAAGUGUGAGGCAAGCUCUCACACGUUCUAUCACCUACAGGCAAGGGUGUGCAUGUACUGUGACGCUUGUACUGAGAGACACUCUCAAUUUCCUGCAAAGGUAAUAGGUUUGGAAAGAAACUCCAAAUACAGAGUAACCCAUGGCUUUACAUGCAGAAUUUGCAAACUAGGAACUAAUUUCAACAAACGAACAUUUGAAUUCCGCUGUAGAACUUGCAGGAACUGUACCACGUUAUGGAUAGUCGACAAGGAAAGCGAACGUACACAUAGAUCUGAUGCUGCAUGUGGAGACACAAUAGAGUUCUUGAGUUUACACAAACGGCAAGCACCUUCAGAUGAAGUAAAAACAAGAACAUAUCAAGACCCGUCAUCUCAAAACGUUAUACUCCUCAUUUUACUGAGUCUUCUGACGCUUCUCUUCAUCACCACCAUUUUUGCGGUCCUAUGCCGAGCUUACAAUCGCGCAUCCAUGCGGCACUGCAUUAAGAACGCUACAAGGGGAAGUGGACACAAGGAGACUCUUCAAUGUCUGAACAACUUUCAACCAACGAACUUUCAACCUUUUUCGUCACCAGAGUCAACAGCGAUCGACAUAGAUGUUCCGAAAGAAAACGGAGAGACGCGUCCAAAAGGAACAACGCACAAUGCUCAGCGCAACGUUGUAGAAAAUGAACGAAGGAACAGACCCCCAACUUUACACCUAUCCUCGGGGUCUACCAUAGAGCCCGAGUUCAAUUGUAGCUCGUGGAACUUGGCUGCUUCCGAUUUAUUAUCAAGAACACAGUUCACCGUUGGGAACACGAAUAAUGCCCUUUCACGUUCUGUCAUUUGUCAGUUCAGCGACAGGCAUUCUGAACCUGGCAACGAAGACGAAUCCUUGGAUAUGUUAUCUCAGUUUUCCCCUGUUUUAGAAUUAAGAUAUUAGCCUUUAGAAAUGAUGGAGGAAAACAAAAGUGACAUAACAUGAACAUGUUCAGCUGGUUUAUGCGGUUCUAAUUUGGUCGUAUAUUGAAAUAGUUACAUCAAACAGGAUUUUUUUUUUAAGAUAGGUGCUUACUGACUGGCUACGGAAAUAUAUCUUGUUUAUCAAUUUCAUCCUACCUCCAAUGUUUUGGAGGUCCGUGUUGGCUCAAGGUUUGUAUUUUGACCACCACAAACAAACAAAAUCAUCAACGUUUCGUUUUUCCCUAUUAUGACACUUUCCCGAUUUUGACAUUUACCUCGAUUAUGACAUGUCCAGUUGUGACAAGGAGCAUACGGCGGGAGCGACCGGUCAGCAGAGGAUGCUCACUCCUCCCAAGCACCUGAUCCUACCUCUAUCUUUUUAGAGGUCCGUGUUGCUCUGCUUUAAAUUUGUACUUCGUUUAAUGGAUUUUUGAGAUGGUCGACAGUUUGUUAUUGUCAUUUUUCACAGACGGCGAAUAUUUUCACCGCGCCGUCUUUCAGAUUAUCAUCUCGAUAUAUUUCUGUUCUCUAUUAAUUUUCUCCAUUAAGACUUUUAGCUGAAACAUUUAUUCACAAAAAGCUAUUAUCUACGUAAAUCCACGCACAUGAUGAAUGACCAUCUUUAAGUUAUCCUUAAAAGUGGCUUAAAGAUGCUUAAAGGUAGCUUAAAGACGGUCUCUCUACCACCUUUAAGCUACCUUUAAGUUUCAAUGUGGCUUACACGUGUACAUAUAAGCUUAUAUAACUUAAACGUAACAUGACCCUACAUCCGUCCAAUUUUACAAAGUCAAACUUUUGAAUAUUACAAGUCUCACAUUUCAUGUUAGUUAACCUAAGUUGAAAGCUCAAGUGAGCUUUUCUGAUAAAUUUUAGCCCGGUGUUCGUCUGUCUGUCCGUUUGUAAUUAUUAUUUUUUAUUUUCGACCUCACCUUCAGAAACACUGGGUUAAGUGUAAUUAACAUUUUUCAUGCACAUCAAUUUUUUUCAAAUGUCGAAUGACAAAGACAUUUUUUUGUAUAGCCUCUGCUACAAUUUUGAAAAUGUCUACAUCUCAUUUGCCGCAAAAGAGGUUAAUGCAUUAUAAGAAAAAGUAUUUUAUGAUUUAAUAUAAAAAGAAACUUUUAUAUUAAGUUGUGAUUUAAGAUAAUAUUCCGUUUGUUUAAUAAUAUUUGUUAUAAAUUUUAUGUCUUUAUAUCCGGAAGUUCUGCUAUCUGGAUUUACAAAUAUUUGGGCUAUGUUUUAAUUUUUUUCUUUAGUUUAAACGUUUUUCUA